AUGAGCUCGUCGCCCUUCCCGUAUCCCUCGUCGCCAAUGCCCGCGACGCCCCCUCGAACGCCCCGCUCGACCCUCACGCGCGUCUCUUCCCUACGCUCCGGCGUCGCGGCCAGUACGCGCUCGCAGCUCAGUGCCUCGCAGCUUCCGGUGCUGUCGCCGCCACUGAAAAAGCGCGUCACAGGGCGACGCAACGCCAAAGCCGUCAAGCUCCAGCUGCCCCGGGACGACGACACUGGCAGUGACAACGACGAUGAGGCGGAGGCUGAUGGCUACACGGUCAAUGGCUACACGGCCAAGAGCUACACCCCGAACCCCGACCGCGACGCGCGCAGCUGUUGUGGCUACAUGCGCGGAGUCGACCCGUCUAUCCCCGAGGGAGAGGAGAAAGUCCAGGCCUUGAAGCCCGACCCGUACUUGCCCGAGGCCUAUCAGCGCGACGCCACGGUGCUGCGACAGGGCGGCAGUUUCUACAACGCCAUGUUGACCCGCGUGCGGAUCCACCACAACUAUAGCGAGUUCAUUGCCCUGCAAGCGCUCGCGUUCCAGCAGGACUUUUACCUCUGGACCCGCGCGGGCCGCGUCGGCUGUGCGGGCAAAACGACGCUCAAGCAGUUUGCUAGCGCUGCGAAAGUCGCGUUUGAGUUUGAGCUGCUCUUUGCGUCCAAGACCAAGUGCGAGUGGAACGAACGCCAGGCGCUGCGCUUCCAAGAGGGCAGUUUUACGUGGAUUGAGCUCGACUAUUCCACGGGCACGCCGUACUCGCCGUCGCUCACGAGCGCGCUGGCAGACAAUCAAGGCGAGAUGGACGAUGCAGACAGUUUCCAAGACUUUGAGCUCGUCUCGGCGUCGGCACCAGCGCUUCCACCUGCAGGGACGCCCAGUCGCAAACGGCGUCGCAACAUUGCGUGGAAAGCGUCGGCUUCCCGUAGUACUCGUGCUCCCACGACGAGUGCAACAGUUCCGUCGAGCACGCAGCAGUCGCGAGGCAGUCAACUGGACUGGCUGUAUGCCAGCUCGGAUGGCGACGCUGGAGCAGGGGCGAGUGGGACCGAGGCAUUGACGUGUACAUGCGCGACAGCACCGCCUUCUCGCUUGCCUUCCGAUGUGCAGGACUUUGUGACGCUCAUUGCGGACCAUAGCGAGCUGUCGUAUGCCCAGACAGUCACGGACGACUUGUCGGGCGACGCUGUCAUGAAGCUUCCACUAGGACGAUUAUCCAAGACAACCAUCAAGCGCGGAUACGAGACCUUGGAAGAAAUGUACGAAGCGUUGCGCAGUCGACAGGUCUCUCGAGCCCAAUUGACACACCUGAGCAGCCACUUCUACUCGCUCAUUCCACACCACUCGCGCUUGGAGGUCAUUGAUACAAUGGUGAAACUCGGCAAGAAAGUCGAGCUCCUGGCCGACGUCGGGAUCAGUGUGCGUGGCAUCGCACAUGAUCCAGUCGCUCGCCAAUGCGCCUCGCGAAACUAUCUCGACGAGUGCUACAACUUGCUCGAGUGCGAGCUCGAGCCGGUCAAGAGCUCGAAUCCCGACUUUGCACUGAUCCAGACGUACAUUCGCAACUCCAACUGCUGCGGACGCAAGCAAGAUCGACUGCAGCUGCUGUCGGUCUUUCGCGUCGAGAAGAACGAGCAGGAAACGCGGUUUGAACCCUUUCGCCACUUCAGCAAUCGGCGGAUCCUGUGGCACGGCAGUCACUUGGCCAACUGGUCAGGUAUCUUGUCGGAAGGGCUGCGCAUUGCGCCUCCGGAAGUGGCCUCGAACGGACGGAUCUUUGGCAAAGGGCUGUACUUCACCGACAAGGUGACGAAAGCCCAGGCGUACUGCCACUGCCGACCAACGAACGGCCACAACCAGUGCGUACUCGCGCUGAGUGAAGUCGCCCUUGGGGCCUGCAAAGAGAUGCUGAACUCGGACGACAAUGCCAAACAGUUUGUCCACACGGCUUCAGGUGGACGCGCCAACGAGGCGUAUUACCACAGCUGCAAAGGCGUUGGCUCGUGCCGUCCGGACUCGAGUGGCGACGUUGUGGACGUUCACGGCGCAGUUUGGCCCUUGGGCAAGUCCGUCCAGCCUGAAAAGCGCACGGGGCUCCACCACAGCGAGUACAUUAUUUACAACCCGAACCAGACGCGCAUGCGCUACGUGGUGCUGGCCAGGAGUCCGUAUUAG
Molecule: messenger RNA, 2175 nt
Organism: Hyaloperonospora brassicae
Lineage: Eukaryota; Oomycota; Peronosporomycetes; Peronosporales; Peronosporaceae
Source: the annotation of a GenBank genome assembly